This is a messenger RNA of Anopheles coluzzii, 4392 nucleotides long. RefSeq names its product homeobox protein goosecoid-like. The transcript is spliced from 3 exons. The coding region runs from base 358 to 1305 and encodes 315 amino acids. Gene Ontology annotation, biological process: regulation of transcription by RNA polymerase II. NCBI's taxonomy places the organism in Eukaryota, Metazoa, Arthropoda, Insecta, Diptera, Culicidae. The record is from RefSeq and is a predicted model, not a curated record. Gene Ontology annotation, cellular component: nucleus. Gene Ontology annotation, molecular function: DNA-binding transcription factor activity, RNA polymerase II-specific; RNA polymerase II cis-regulatory region sequence-specific DNA binding.
CAGAAACGAGGGGAAACGAGGUAUGCGAGGGAUGAGAAGAAAGAAAGAAAAAAAAAUGCACAGAAAGCGGUUGGAUUAAAACGUUUGAGGUAAAAUUUUCAUUCGCAACAGAAAAAGGAAAACCCCGUGUGGCGUCGAACAAUUGGUGCAAAGGGUUUUAAAACUGCUUGAAACGGAAAGAUUUAAAGCCUCCCUUGCUAGUGAUUUUGCGCUACUUUUGUGUCACGCGUCCCGAAAACGAACGUUAAAUUAAACUUUGCCACUGUUUGGUGUGCUCGAAGUGUAUAAAUAAAACACAUUGCUGCACGCCUACUGCUCGUUGCUGUGUGGUUGCCUGCUCCUGCACAACAGCAAACAAUGUUUGGCAACGAACGGCUGAACGGCACCAGCCCUACCACCAAGAAGGAAAGCUCUACCGACCACCACCAGCAGCAGCAGCACGAGGAAAUGGGCUGCUCUUCUGCCGGAUCCACCGGGACGACCCUGCCGACCGAUGCGAGACCUUCGUUCGCGUCCGUCUUUACGAUCGAAAGCAUCCUCGGGCUCAAUCAGGACUCGAUCCCACACAAGGCGGGAGCUGGCCCACUGCACGACAAGCUGCUGUCGCCCGUGCCGCAGCGGCUGGACGGCGGUGCGGCGUACGAGCUGGAGCAGCACACCAAGCAGAGCCUGUCCAACUACUUCCGCUGUGCCGGGGCCGGUACGCUGCACCUUCCCACCAGCCACCAGUCCGACGCGAACAUGCUGCCCACGAACAUACUUGGCAUAGCAUACCCCUCGUCCUGCCACAACUAUCUGCAGCCGGACCUGUUCGCCGCCCAUCUGCACCAGCAGGUGGGGCUGGUCGCCUGCAACGGUAACUUCCGGCCCCGGUACCCAUUUCUGAAUGCGGACUCGCACAUCAAGCGGAAGCGGCGCCACCGGACCAUCUUCACCGAGGAGCAGCUGGAGCAGCUGGAGGCCACCUUCGACAAGACGCACUACCCGGACGUGCUGCUGCGGGAGAAGCUGGCAAUCAAGGUGGACCUGAAGGAGGAGCGCGUCGAGGUUUGGUUCAAGAAUCGGCGCGCCAAAUGGCGCAAGCAGAAGCGGGAGGAGCAGGAACAGUUCUCCAACUACGAAAUCAAUAGCAAAAUUCGAAAGCUCAUCAACAUCCCGGUGUCGGCGCAGGAGAAGCUGCGCCAGCUGCAGACCGGCAUCUUUGCCAAGGACAAACAGCAGCAGCAGCAGCAGCUGGUGCUGCCGAAGUGUGACGAGCUGCUGAGCAACAGCAACAGCGACGCGUCGGACGUGGAGGUGGUAUGAUAAAGUGGGAAAGCGGUGGAGGGCACAAACAACCAAAACACUAACCAAAAAAACUGGUAAGGCGAUCGAGAGAGAGAGACGGAGGAAAAGACAGAGAGAGAGGGAGGUCCUGGAAGGAACGGUGCUUUUCAUUGUGGGGCAAGGGUGGCAAAAAAACGGGGAAUAUUAAAUGUAAGACUAGAUACGGUAGAGUAACAAUUUAAAUUAAAUGCAAAACCACACCUGUGGUGCACGAGUCGACAACACGGCAAAGCAAUUGGAAGCUUGUGAAAGCUCCGGGAUUUAAUCGUACCGCAAAUCACAGCAAGCCCCCCCUGUACAUGGACGCAUCGGUGUUUGAUGUUGUUUUUUGCUUGUUUCUAUUCAAUUCAGAUGGUAAUAGUCAGUCCGUCUGAAGCAAGAGAGAGCAAGAGAGAGUGAGAGAACGAUUGGACAGUGCAGUAGCAAUGACAGCAAGUGUCAGUUUUUUUCUAAUCUUAGUACUUAAGCACACAUUGAAGUAGUCGUAGCAGGCAAUAAGUAAUACAUUUCCCCGUCUCUAGUGUAGAUUUGCUGCUCCCGUAGAGCUGUUGUAGAUUGUAAAUGGAAAUCAAAGCAUUUUACUCACAUUUGCAAAGGGAGUGAAUCAUCUCAGAGCUACCUACCUAGCACCGAGUACUACUCAACCUCAACCCAUGCUAAGCUAAAUCAAAAUCUUCCCCUUCACAAAUCCAGGCAGGCAUAAAUUCUACUUCCCGUGCAGCCCGUAAACUUCAAAAACGAGCGGGGAAAACAGUUGCAAACACACACGUGCCCGAUACAGGAAGUCCAUUUCGGGCACGUUUUGUGGCCGAGCUUAACCGAAACACUACAACGCACCACCAUCAUAAACCAAUCGCAAUUAGCUAAUGGGGCCUGUGCCGGUAACGCCAUCUUUCUUUCAGCAUGCCACGGAUUGGGAAAAGAUUAAAUUACGGGCGUCAAUGUUUAGUUUAGGAGCUGCAUAAUUCACGCACACACACACACACACACACGCACACAUGCAUACUACCGCGAGAGACUGCGAGCAAUGGGGGGAAUGCGGGCAAUGCUUCUAUCGUGCAAUAAUUAAUACUUACCUAAUAGAUAUCGCGACAGUGUGUGUGUGUGUGUGUGUGCAAGUGCGUGUGUGUAGAGGAGCUAGUGUAUAAAAUUAUAAAAUUAUCAACACAAACGAAGCAGAAAAUUUGCAGGCUUAAAUGAAACUUCCUCUUAAUUCUACACCUCCCUCUCACAAUUUCGGUUUUAGAAAGGUGUUCCGGGUGAAAGGAAUGAAAUAGGAUAGCAAUGUUCUACGCAUUGCAUACAUUUAGGCGAACGUUGCAGCGCUAUAUCGCUAAGACGCCCAAAUGUAUGCAACGCCGUGCAACAAAUGAAGCUUAUUUACGUGCACCACUCGCUGGAGCGGGAUAAUGAUUCGUUUUUCCGUGUUUGGGGAUUGUAAAAUAAUACCUUGCCUGCCGUGCGCAGCUUAUGUCUAGCAUGUAUCUGUAUAUGUAUAUGUGUGAGUGUGUCUGUUUGUGUGUGCCCGUGUGUACGUGCGUGGGCUGUUCCUCUUGUGGCCACUAAAACACAGCAGUAGCAGCAGGAGCAGUAGUAGUAGUAACGCAAACGUACUAAAACCAAUAUCCGAACGCAAAUAAUCUUCCCUGUUGUGCAAAAAAAACGACCCCUAUCUGUGCGAAUCCCGAGUUUAAUAAACCGUCUAACAAUAUAAUAGUAACACUCUCUGCUUGUGUGUGUUGGCGUUUUGUGCUCCAUCCUUCCUUAACGAGCGCCUCAUCCUCCCCGGCCUCAAACCUCAAACUCAUCAAACAGAACAGAACAAUCAGCAACAGAUGACCAGUCCCAGGUCCCUACAGUCCCUUGUCCCCUUUUGAUUCUCUCCCUUUCGUACUCGUAUCAGCACGAUGACAGUUUCGAAACCGUUCUCAACCGCCUGUCUGCUGCCCAAACUACUAAAUGUUUAAUGCGCCCGUAAGUCGCAGUGGGAAUUGGCUCUGAAAGCGGGGGCCCGUCAUCGCUCCGUCAUUGGGGGCGUGGGGCCGUUUGGUGAUUUGCUGAGAUUUCCUGAGAGCUACCUCCCGGUCUCGGGCCCAGAUUCCCCGGAAGAAGGGUACAGCACGGGCCCAACAGCAUAUUGCAAGCAAAUUGACGACCGAAGGACCGAUUUUCUUUACGAUGGUAUUUAAUUUGAUUUUUCCACUCUCCUCUAGUUCCUCCCGAUGCUCGUUUUUGUGUGUCCUUGGGUUUGGGUGGGCGCGAUCGACAAAAACACUACAGCUACACAGCGGUCGGCGUGUUGUGAUAAAACCGGCGCUCCGCAAUGACCGGACACCGUACCACGUGGAAGUGAAAAAAUAUCCCUGCGGGGCAACAUCGACCAUUGAGGCUCGAGGUCGAGCGCAAAGGGUGAUAAUGAAAUAUCACAAGUCUGUUUUUUGGAGAAGUUCUUUUUCUUCGAUCUCAAUCCCCCGCGCACGCUCUCUCACUCCCUCCCAUGUCUAUUGCCAAAGGGGCGUUUUCGGAAUUCAAUUAUGGCAAAUGGGAGGGAAGGGUGGAGAUGUUCACCAUCGCCGGAUGAGACGCUUUGCCGACAGACCGAAUCAGCUCGCGGAAAAUCAGUAUCGUGUUGUAUUUGGUUGGUGUGUGUGUGUGUGUGUGGAGCAUAAUCCUUCUUGUGGGGCGCACAUCAUCAUCAUCAUCGCCGGUACGCUACGCUAACAUGCAUCAUCGUAUUUAUCCAUCAAAAUGUGCCGAUGUUCGCUUUCGGCGAUUCGAAUCUGGCAAACUUAAACAUGAACCCCUUCCCCCCCCCCUCCCCUUCCCAACGGCCCACGGGGGGCCGACCGAUUGACGACAGCUCGCGUCUAUCGUCGAUCGAGUAGAGUCGAGAACGAUGAUUGAAUGUCGAUAAAUAUGUUCCCCCCCGCUUCCCCCCUCUUCCCUCCACUUGCUUCGAUCACCGAUUUUCCGAGGGCACAUGGAGCUCGGAAAUAAACACGUAGCUUGUUGUUUUUUCUUUGCCAUCCAUUAAAUUUUGAUCAAACAGUCCGUUCGGGUCCGCUG